ACUCACUCACACACACACACACACACACACACACACACACACACACACACACACACACACACACACACACUCACACACUCAACAUUUGAUCAGGAGUAAAUCAGUUACGGGGGAGAAACAAUGCGUAUACUUUUACUGUGAAUUUACCCAGUGCUUUCUGUCUUUUCUAAAUAAAGAAACAAGUGCUUUUAUUAGGGUCACUUACAUUUAUUUAUUUCACAUAUGCUUUUAUCUAAAGCCACUUACAAAUGACGAAUACGACAACCGAUUCACGUCAAGGAGAAACUCUGAAACGUACAAACAGACAUAAACACUGAGAAUCACAGAGAUUUAAGAUGAAGCAAAAGCAUAGAAGAUUGUUUCACUCUCCCUGAACUCUGUACGGAGCGGCUGAUGUGUGUGUGUUUGCAGGGUGAGUCUGCUGUGUUUGACUCUACAGGAUCUGCAGCUGCACACAUCACAACUACAGCAGCAGAAGUACAGGAUGUUCCUGCAGGUUCUGCGAGUGUUGUUGGGUGACGGAGAGCAUGCAGACGGCAUCCACGAGCAGCAGCGGCAGGAGGCGGAGCUGCUGGUGAGGGGCGUGUCUGUGGAUGAGGGGGCGGAGCCAGACACACUCAUGUGUUCGAUCGAGGAGGUGGAGAAAACGGGCCGGGAGCAGCUGGAGCGCUCGCUGCAGACGGCGCUGAGUUUCGCGAAGCAGUUGGAGCGGCUCGGGCAGACUCUUGGCCGCAGGUUCUCUGGUGGCGUCUCGGAGGAAGUGAUGCGUGGCGUGAUGGGCUGCCUGCGGCUGAUGGAGGACGCUCUCGCUGAGGUGCAGGCGUCUGUUCUGAAGAUGCUGCUGCAGCGCUUCGAGUGCUGGCUGGAGGUGAGCCACGGCCUGCGAGAGAAGACUGCGCUCCUGAGACGGGAGGCGGAGCUUAUGCUGAACAUCACUGGCCAAUCAGUGCGUGAGCUGAGAGCUGACGGACAGCUGGAGAAACAGAGUCUCAGUGACCUGGAGACUGCAGUGAAUGACGUGCUGGAGCAGAGCACUGACGAGAUCAGACGCCAGACUGAGGAGCUCGCGCUAGAUCGCUGUCAGAAGGCCUGUGUGAGGAGGAGGAGGAUGAUGAAGGCUCAGAGCUCUGAGUGGAGUCGUGUGUCAGACUUGCAGACGGACGCUCAUCUCAUGAUGAAGGUGUUUGUGGAGCUGCAGAUGAGACACUGGCAUCAGAGGCGAGACUUUGAGCUGCAGCAGGACACAAGAAUCACUGACACUCUGUGUGAACUCUGGAUGAGCUUGUGUAGUAAGUGCAGCAGACGCAUCACUGAUUUGUGCUCAGAGUUUGUCCUGAGCAGUGUCACUGCAGGCUCCGCCCCCUCUGCAGGCCAGGGCCAAUCAGUGCUGCAGAGCAUGAAGCUCACUGUGACCAAUCAGAUGCAACGAGAGGAAAGACAUGCCCACACACACCUGCUCACACUCAGAGAGCAACUGCAGCAACGCAGACAGGUUUGGACGGAGGACGAGGCUUUGACUCGCGCGUGUCUGGAUCACUUUGGAGAGCAGCAGCUUGAGGUCGUCACGGCAACGGUUUCCAGGUGUUCAGAUAUGCAGAUGAGUUGUGCUCUAAUGGAAGAACAGCAGCGUCUUUUGAUUCUGGAGUUUCAGAGAAUUUUAGCAGCUCGAUGUUUUUAUCUGCGAUCCGUGAGAGAGAUGAAGCUGAAUCAGCUGACCAUACAGACAGAUACACAGGACUCCUGUGUUGCCAUGGAAACGGUCUCGCCUGACGCAGCUGUGAUUGGUCAGAAUCUUCUGCACGAGCAGCUGUCGGAGCUGGAAGCCGCUGCUGAUGUGCUGCAGGGACACGCCCACCUCCUGAUUGGCCACGCCCUCUCCUGCGCGGUGCAUCUGCAGAUGGGCGGAGCUUCUGCUAGAGACAGAUGGGUGAAGGAGCGGCUGAUCGACGGCGUGUGUGAGAGCGUCUAUGUGACACGCGACUCCGUGUCGUCUCUCGUCUGUGAAUAUCAGUCUCGGAUCCGAAGCGCGAGCCUCACGCCGCGCCGCAGCGCUGCUGAGCAUACAGACGCACAGACGGAGAGAACCGUCUGCACUAGAGCUCUUCAUAAAGAACUCACCGACUGGGCCAGAAAACCCACAUCUGCUGAAUUACAUCACAGGGUUGUUGAGCAGAAGAGGACGUGUGUGACGGAGUUUAAAAUGGAUCAUCGAAGUCCAGCGCAAACAAACCUCUACAGACAGAUCAGAGAUGAAGAGGAGGCUUUCAUGCGUCGUCUGGCGUCUCUGGCACGAGUGUCUCUCCGCAGCAUGAAGGAGGAUGAUUUCUCAGAAACCAGCUGAAGAUCUGACCAGCAGGAAUGAAGGAAUCUCCUCAGGUUUCUGCUCCGGAGGAUCAUGCGCUUGUUUUCUCGUAAUUCACUUCCCCAAGCAAAUCCCCAAAAUAUCUCAAUCAUUAAAGAGAAUAAGUGCCUUGUUUCAUGGUGUCCGUUGCACAGAUUGUAAAUUAUAAUCUGUUUAUUACAGCCUUUUAUGAUGAUCUUUAUACCUGUGGUUUAAGAUGAAUCAUUGUGACUGUACUUUUGUAUUUUGUCUUUAUAAUAAAGGAAAACAUCAGCUGCCCAAAGCUUUUUAUGUAGUUGAG
Onychostoma macrolepis is the source of this 2642-nucleotide messenger RNA. RefSeq lists its product as uncharacterized. Bases 485 to 2341 code for a protein of 618 amino acids. The transcript is spliced from 16 exons. NCBI's taxonomy places the organism in Eukaryota, Metazoa, Chordata, Actinopteri, Cypriniformes, Cyprinidae. Gene Ontology annotation, biological process: smoothened signaling pathway. The record is from RefSeq and is a predicted model, not a curated record.